AUGAUCGAAAUCCCUGAUCUAGAAGAUAUGGCCACAUAUUCUACUUCAGAGAAUGGUCAUAGUGGCCAUGAUCUAGACGAAGAGAAAGAACAACUGAUUCUGAUUGAUAUAAACAAAAGUGUUGAUAUUCCUUAUAAUUCAAUUAGUGCGACGAAUGGUAGUAGCUACCCACCUGAUGAAGAGGAAGAAUGGGAGGAUAACGGAGAAAUUUACGAUAAUGAUGGACCACAAGAAAUGUCAACAAGCAUAAAUAUAAAUCCAGAAGAAUAUCAAGUAAGACCGCUAGAGUCCCAGAUGUCUUCAACGCAACAUGUGAUUACGAAUGCCAACGAGGAAGCCCAUGGACUAAACAUAUCUUUUUACAAACCGGAGUUGGAGCCUAAAGAGACUCUGAUGUUGACUACGCCCUACGAUGUUAACCCACAAGUAGUUGAGUUUAAUACCGCAGAGGCCAUCCCUGUACGUGCAAUAGGGGACGGAAUCAACCCCGUGGAUGUUGGUGAUUCUGAGCCUAUGAUGGAAGCGUCUGAAGUACACAUGAAUUCGAAAUUACAGGAUCCUCCUCGUAUUCAUGAAAAGUCAUACUCUAACCAGAGCUAUUCAGAAGAUGACGCCCCUAAUACGCCCAAAAAUUUACUCAAGGACUACACCUUUAACUCGAAUAAUGCAUUGAAUCGACAGUUGACAUCACCAGUGUCUCAACUACCGCAAUAUGUCGGACCAUCACCACAAUUGCCACCUCCACUAUCACUGACAUCCAUGCAAAGGCUAACGAUGUCGAAUGGAGAGGAAUUCAGAUCAAUACGCCGAGGAUUGGCAACGGAUCUGAAGACUCCUGCAGAAUACACGUUACAUAUCAUAUUUACUCAAUUCGUCUGUCAUGCUGAACGUAUGCUAAACUUAUGCUUGGAAUAUCCAUUGACUGAAGAACCACCAAUAGUUGAUUUAUUAUCGGAGGGUGCAGAUACUGAGUUUGACCAGGUCAUUGUAUCCCUUGGAUAUACUGCACGUAAAAAGCCGAAACCAGUAAUUGAUAGUGUUAUGUUUUGGAGAAAGUCGAAGAGCGAAGUUGCUUCAAUGGCAGCUUCAGAGGUCGAGCGGGCGCUUGACACAGCCAAGGUUAAUUUGUCCAAAUUUUCUUCUACACAAAAUUCUCCUACUAAUCCAAACGUUGUCAAAGGUUCAACCUCAAACGAAAAAGCGAAAAGAAGCUUCAGUUUAAUUAGGUCUUCGAGUAUUUCAAAAAUAGCAAUGGGACACCAUCGUCAUCAAUCCACUUCUGCGAUAAGUAACAAAAGUCGUUCUCCAAAUGUUGAGCAGGCAAGGCAGUUCGAACAAGAACUUGAUGAACAAAGGGCAUUUUAUAAUGAGAGAAUAUCCAAGGUGCAAGAGACUGCAAUACACGCAGAUAGAAAGUCUUUGGCGUCAAUUUACAUAUUAUGUCGUGUUUUGAUCGAAGUCGUAAAGCAAGCUUCAAAUGAAGUUUUAGGAGAAGACCUAGGUGACAAGCUAGAAGAAAUUGUCUAUUCGCAGUUGAAAACGACAGAUCCUAUUCGCACUAGUGAAUCACUUAUAAGGUCGGCUAAUUGGAACUUAUUUGCUGAGCUUUUAGGUUUCAUGUCUGAGAAAAGGUUUUUGAGUGUUAGCGAUAGAUUCAUCGCAGAUCUUGAAAAGGUUCCAACAAACGUCAACCCUUCUGACAUUCCUCGAUUACAUCUUCUCAUCAGUGGAAUGAGAUAUUUGAAACUCACAAACUAUCCAUUAGAAGUAUUUGAAGAAAGUGCCGACUUUAUCCUGUCAUUGGCGAAGUUCUUCGAAAAAGCGGGAGACGAGUCUAUAAUUUUUGCCUAUUGUGAAGUUUUGAGUAACUUACUAAUUCCCCUUGCAAAUAUACUCACUGCAGAGACAAACCAUCCUACAUGGAUAGCUGCUUUGCAGAAGAUAUUCGGUAAAGCAACCCAAAUCUGGAAUCAAGUAAAUAAAUCUAGCAUCGCAUCAUCGGGGGAAGGAUCUAAAAGUGGCUGGGCCCAUGCAUUGAGACUCCAAACUGCAGCUCUUUCUGUAUCAAAUAAGGAGUUGUUUUCCUCGGUAUGGUUCAGUAUAAUUGAAGAUAACUUGUUUAAGCUUAAACCAAAAUCUGACAUAGAUGGAAGAACAACUUAUAUCAUUUGCAUAACCAGACUAUUGUGGGUUUAUACCUAUCGAUUACCUGAUACUUUGAACAAUACCAUCAGGAAACUUGAUAACUUAUUUAAUUUGCUAUUUUUCAGUAGCAGCGCAGUUAGUAAAAAGAACCAGUGGAUCAACGCAGACCCAUAUUUAUUAAGUUCUUUAGUUGAAUUUAUUAGGGUCAUAGGGUAUCAGCACUUGAAUUACGUUCUAGAUAAUGUUUUGAUAAAGCUUUUAAGCAUAAGUUUCAAUGGAUCAUCACUUGAUAAUCUCAUACCUGAAAAAAUGAUUUUAAUUGUUAAGAGUUAUUUACUCAUUUUAGAAGACCACGAGAUAGGAAAGGAACCAGAUUUUCCGUUAAAUGAUGUGACAGGAAGCUCUAUGAUUCAGCCAAGCACUGAUGACAAGAAAAAGAGAAAAAGUGAAGUCGGUUUUGAAGAUGUAAAGCGCAGCGACUUUUUGUUCAACGCUAAGAAUGCUAACAAUGCGGCAUCUCAUGAAGAAUUAUGUCGUUCGUUUGCAGUCCUCUUAAAAUUAUUGGACUCCGAAUAUGGCUCGGACGUCUUAUUGACGGAGGCCAAUGGACUGUCGACUCCUAUUUCUAUGAAUACCUCAAAAUCGCAAUCUCCGUUUUCAGCAUUUCAUUUUGGGAUUGAUUUUUCUUACCUGGCAUCAAAAGACCUACACGUCCAAUUAUUCUCCACCUUAAUUGAUGCAAUACCAUACACCAUGGUUCCCCUUUCUAGUGACAAUAGUACAGUUGCAGGAAUUCAGUUCAAAACGGUUGUGGAGAUUCUAACUAGAAAUGCCAUAAAUCCAAACUUUGCAAUCGCAAAUGUCGCUAUCAGCGCUUUGAAAAGGUUAGCAUCAAGAAAGAAUCCAAGUAGUCUAAUAACUAUAUUUGCGAAGGUAGCUUUCCAAUUCAGUGACAAACCUACUCCAAUCUACAAUACUGACUAUUGUAAUUCUCCGGAAUUUCAGAGACUUUUGAAAAUCUACGUAGACCUAUUAAAUUGCUGGUUGAAGCAAUUUAAUAGAGACUCUUCAGGAAAUUUAGAUUCUUCAGCUGUAAAGUCUGUUGAUGAUGAAUUGAUGAAUAAAGAUGUAUUAAAUGAUCUUUAUCAAAUCAAUUACACUGGAGAUGAUUUGAUAUCAUCCACAACAAAAGCGAAGCCGGCAGAGGAAAUUGAAUGGAAGUCCAUAAUCACGAUAAUCGAAGAAGUGGAGGGAAAUGGUUUAUUCUUUCUCUGCUCGCAUGACUCGCAGACAAGGCACUUCGGGAUUUCAAUAUUAAAAUUGGUUGAAAAAUUUGAUCAAGCGAUUUAUAACAUUACAGAUAAUCCCCACAAUAGACUGAUUAGUCCUAGUGGUUCGAACCAAACUUCAAAAACUCACUCAAGAAGCUCGUCGAAGUUCGCUGCUGACGUUGGCACAAGACUUAUACACAUAUUGGAGGAUAGUGAUUUCGUGGAGCUCAUUAGGCCAUAUAGAAAAGAAUUGAGUGUUCCUGAGCGUAGUAGACUCUCGAAGUUGAAAACAAAGAAAGGGAUAUUGGUCAAAAUAGCUGAAUCUGAUCACGGCAUCGAUUCAACAAUUUGGUUCAGACUCUUCCCAAAAUUGUUGGAUAUAUUUUUCGAAAAAUGUCCCAUGCCAGUUGCGAUGUGCAGAUCUAUCGUCUGCGUUCGAUUAGUACAGAUGCAUGAACUUGUUCACGAAUUCUCUACGUAUUCCAAAACCUAUACGACAUCACUAUUUUCAAGGUCAACCAAUUCCACGCCGCCGGAAAUUUUAGUUAUUCAGUGGAAAGUAUACUUAAUAUUUGCAUGCUGCUCAUUGACGUCAACAAAUGAACAAAAAAUAUCAUUCCCCUCCCAACCUACUCACGGAAGAAAAAGAUCAAUGCAGAUGUUCAUUCAACACCAAAAGAUUACAAGUGCAAAAUCAGUUUUUAGAAUGGUCUUGCCCUUUUUAAGAUCACAACAACAAAUGGUUCGAGAUGCAGUGAUUUCAGGUUUGAGUUGCAUAAAUAUUAAUAUAUUCAGGACUCUUUUGGAAAAUUUGCCACCAAGUUUGAACGAUUGGAACACUGAUAAACGAAGGGAUCCCGCUGAGGAUCGAUUAAGGGUCGAGAUAAUUCAUAUCCUUAACAACAUCACAAAGAGAUUCGCUAAGAAUACGUCAAUAUAUUCUGACGAAUGGAUGGUUGCAAAUUUGGUAUCUAUAAUCAAGAAUGUCAAAGCAUUCUUAUCAAAUCCUUCUAUUCAGGUGAACAUUGAUUUUCAAAGGUUGCGUCGAUUUUUCUGCGUCUUUUUAGAAAAUGUAUUUUCAGGAUUACAAGAGACACCGAAUUGGAACAAGUGGCUUCCAUUUGAGGCCAGAAUAGGUUGCUUCAACUUUUUAAAAGAAUGGUGCGGUUAUGGUGAGGGAAGCGAUAUUGCUGAAGAUAGGUACGAAGCAAUGCUUAAACAUGUAACUCAUCGAAAAGAUGCACCUUCAGCUGUCGCAAUCCUUGAGAUAGAGAGAAAGGCAUUACUGUUCGCAUCUUUAAGUAGCAUGGCUAAUUUGUGUGCUGGGCCCCUCAAACAACUGAUUGAAGUUCCAGGUAGUGUCGCUGUAAUGUCAUUUGAUAUAACAGCUUUAAUGAGCUGGAUCCACUCUUUGUUAUCUGCAGAAUCCGAUAAAGUGCAUGAAUAUGGUAAAAUUGCAUUAAAAAAUGUCUUGUCCUUAAACUUUAAAAACGAAAUAAUUUACCUGGACGUGUUGAAACAAUGUUACACCACCCAGAGAUACGCCACAACGACAGAAAAUUAUUUCACUACGUUUGUUGAUGCAUUUUUAGAACAGGGAAAACUAGACAGGAUUCACUAUGACUUAUUCUGUUUGACAUCGUUUUUGGUGGGGCAUGACAGUUAUGAAAUUAGGUUUUCGGCGAUGAACCUUUUGAAGCAUCUCGAAAAAGAACUUUACGGUGAUACUCAAGUUGAGAACUUUACAGAGUCAGUCUGCAGUAAAACAAAAGUCGUUUAUAAAAAGGCAUUGUAUGAUAUAUCUGUCCUUCUCGCAUCGAACCAUCCUGAGGCAUCAAUUUAUAAAAUAAGCUAUUUCACGAAAUACUUCAAUCUUGUCGGAAGUGAUUCUAGAGGCGACAUUUUCUCAUGUCUACUUCCUUGGAUGCAAAAGGUGGAAUUAAAAGACAGAGAAUCCUCUGAAAAUGAAAAGCAAAACAGCAAACAACCUGAGACCAUAAAUAAACUCAAGCCAGAGUCUAUCAUGGUUUUGAACAAUUUGUUUGAAAUUACGGUUAGAUUUAGCUCUAAAAUUUCAAAUGAGGUUGAAGCAUUUUGGGUUGCUUUGGGGAAUAGUAACAAUAAUUUUGAUAAGAUCAUAGAAUAUCUUAUUAGUAAUUGUUUGGAAAGAAAGAAUCCACUCUUUGUUGAGUACUCGAGGCAAAUAAUAGAUUAUUUGACUUUCUCUCAACCUGACCCUUUAUAUAUUAUUGACAAGUUCAUCAAUAACUUACAACCGAAGCUCAUGGUUCCACCGCUCCCACAUUCUGUGGCAACUUCUUACGACUCAUUCCCUGAAUUUCCUUAUAUUGCUGAUCUUUGGUCCAUCAUACCUUUCAACGAAAAAGAUGCUGCCUUCUCAGUUGGUCAACUAUCUAUGAUAUUUUUAGUGGAUUUGUUUACAACAAGAAAUGAUAAGAUGAUUGAGAGAUUGCCUUUGUUAUUGCAUGUAUCAUUUUCAUUACUUGAUCAUUAUAUUCUAGUAGUUCAGGAACAAGCCGGUGCAAUGUUGAUUCACUUAAUUCAGUCUCUUGCACCUCAUGAGCCCAAAUCUUUAGACACAAUUAAAGCAUUACGACAACGAGAUAAUUUCAAGAAUUUGUGGGUAUAUGAUGAUUUGAAUAAUGAUAAGAAAGGGGCUAGGACACCACGAAAUAUGGAUGUCUUAGCACGAAACAUAUUGGAGAUAUUUUCUCCAGUAUUGCCUUCUUUGCAAGAUGAAUGGGGCAGAAUGUCUCUUAAUUGGGCCACAAGUUGUGCCGUUAGGCAUAUUGCUUGUCGAUCCUUUCAGUUGUUCAGGUCUUUACUAUCAUUCUUAGAUCAGAGUAUGCUCAAAGACAUGCUUCAUCGUUUAUCAAAUACUAUAUCUGAUGAAACAUUAGAUAUCCAAGGAUUUGCAAUGCAAAUUUUAAUGACUCUCAAUGCGAUAACUGCUGAAUUGGAUUCAGAAAAGUUGAUUGAUUUUCCUCAAUUAUUUUGGUCUAGCGUUGCAUGUCUAAGUACGAUCCAUGAGCAAGAAUAUAUCGAGGUACUUUCUACAAUGUCUAAAUUUGUAUCUAAAAUAGAUCUUGAUUCUCCUGACACCGUUUCCUGCUUGAUCGCAACAUUUCCACCGAAAUGGGAGGGAAAAUUUGAAGGACUACCUCAAGUUAUAAUGGUUGGUUUAAGGUCAUCCACAUCUUGGGAGCCGACUAUGAAAUUUUUUGAUAAGCUAAAUCAUUUGAAGGAUAGUGAAAUAAUAGGGAAAGGGGAUUCAAGGUUGAUGUUGGCGGUUAUAGCAAAUCUCCCACGAUUUUUACACUCAUUGGACAACCGAACAGUAUCAAAAGAUGUUGCCGAUACUGCGUUAGCGAUUAGCAAGCUAGCUGAUAAUAAUAACAAGCCGGAUUUGUCAAGAAUAUUGGUUUCGUUAGCCAAAAAUAGGUUUAGGUCUAAAAAGGAUUUCCUUGUUCAAAGCAUCUUGACAAUAAAAAAUCUAUUCUUUCCACAGUACGAAGCGCAAGUGUUAGUUCUAUUACUAGGGUUUUUGUCAAAUAGCAAGCCCUGGAUCAAAUUAGAGACUAUGAGCCUUUUAAAAUAUAUUUUUCCAUUAGUUGACUUACAAAGAGAUGAGUUUGUUGGAGUAGGAGCGGAUUUGAUUUCACCUUUAUUAAGACUACUUUUAACAGACUUCGCUGAGCCUGCACUUGAAGUUUUGGAUGAAGCAGUCAUCAUUUCUGGAUCACAACUUGAUAAAGAUGUAUUGAGAAUGAGUUUGGGUGACAAGUCAAUGAAGAAAGAGUAUGAAAAAACUGCCACGCUUUUUGGAAUACCUGAUGAGAAUGGAUGGGCAAUUCCAAUGCCAGCGAUCACCGCAGCAAGUACGAGAAACAAUGUUCAUGCUGUAUUUUCUACUUGCGCAGUUCCAACUUACGUGGACGAGAAUGAUGAGGAAGGCAAGGAUGAAGAGAUUCAAUUUCACCUAGAUGACUACUAUGCGCCAGUUACAGAUUAUGCUGAUACAGUCUCUGUAAGUAUCGAUGAGCCAGAUGCGUCCUUGAGCAAUAUGUGGGCCGCUUUAGAUGAUUUCGAUUCAUUCUUCACAAGAGAUUCCGAUCCAAAUGGCGUGAACGCAAUACCAACUUUGAAAAGUGCGCGACAUGAUGGUAGCCAUUUUCAGGAUAUGUCUCACAAUAUUCAUCACCCGGGUGGUGCUGAUGCAAUGCCGAAGAUGGACCCAGUCCCUGUCGUAUAUGAUAAGAAGGCGUCUUUGAUCUUAAAUAGAAGUUUGGCAAGAACUGAAUCUAAUACUUCAUUUAAGACAAGCUUGGCUGAUUCAAUUGGAACUUCUAAUGUCGCUAGCAACGUAUCACCUGCGCAUGCUAGAAGAUCUUAUAUUCCUUUUAGGCAUAGCAAAAGCAACUUGAAAAAUAAAUUCGAAAUCCCAAAUGCACCUCUUUCCCCAGGGGCGACGGUUUAUGAGCAUCAUAAUGUAUCUCUGCUGUCGAAGUCACAUAUUGCAACACCUGCACUAUCUUCAAUAUAUGGGUCACCGUCGAUAGCACCAAUAGACUUUGGUCAGGAAAGCCGCCCCCUGCCGCUGACGAUGACAGAACAUUCUAUGUUCGAUCACUUUCUCGUUGGUAAUAAAAGAAAAUCGAAGCGUGGGCCUAGGUCGUCUCCCAAUGGUUCUACUAGUAGCUUAUCCCCAGAAUUGGCUGUACAAAACCAAAACUGGAAUAAUGGUAAGCAAAGCAGUUUAGCUGGUCACUCUGUUAAUAGUCCUCCAAACUCUGCUCCAGGUGGGUAUGUGUCGACACCCAAACUCAAGGACAAGAAAAGGGUAUCUCAAAAGUUUAGAUAG
Molecule: messenger RNA, 8298 nt
Organism: Priceomyces carsonii
Lineage: Eukaryota; Fungi; Ascomycota; Pichiomycetes; Serinales; Debaryomycetaceae
Gene: CAS4
Product: Cas4p
Exons: 1
Coding region: 1-8298 (2765 amino acids)
Biological process (GO): cell morphogenesis
Cellular component (GO): cell cortex; site of polarized growth
Source: RefSeq, a predicted model, not a curated record